Paramecium pentaurelia is the source of this 2054-nucleotide messenger RNA. Lineage: Eukaryota; Ciliophora; Oligohymenophorea; Peniculida; Parameciidae. The record is from the annotation of a GenBank genome assembly.
AUGUCUAACCACCGCAAUUUGAAGGAUUUAUUUCCCUCAAAAUUCAAUUAUAUUAGACCAAAAGUUGUAAUUUAUUAUAUUAAUAUUAUUAGGAACAAAGUGAAACAACAAAAUAAACUCAUAAAUCACCCUUAGGUCUUAGUUAAUUUACAAGUUUUUUUUAAUUAGCUCAAUUAUCAUCAAAAAAUAAAAACAAAUAAUCUUAAUAGAGAAGUGUAACACCUUAAAAAAUAAAAAUUGUUCAAUUAAAUAUACAAAAAUAAGAUUAAUCAUAAAUCUAAAUUCAAUCUAAACAUCAAAGAAAUUAAAGUGCAUCUAAUAUUAAUAGUAGUAGAAGUAGUUCAUUUUUUAAAGAUAAACAAGAUUACUUAUUUUAAAAUACAAGUUCUCGCAGUCCUAUUCAAUCAUUCUUGAAAUAAGAAUUAAAAUAAUCAAAAUUAUUAAUCAAUUCCUAAAUGCAUCAAUAAUAAUAAUAAUAAUAAUCUAAUUUAGACUUAUAAAAUAAAUCUAAAGAUUAAUCACCUAUUAAACCAGCAUUUUAUGAUAAUCUUGAUAUAAUUAAUAGAAAUACUGGAAGAAAUAAUUCUCAAUCACCAAAUACAUCAAUUUAAAAAAUAUCUCCUUUUAUUAAUCUUAAAUAAUCUAGUUCAAAUAACAUCAAAUAUCCAGAGAAUUUAAUAAAAUAAUAAAAUAAUAAUUUGGUGAAAGAGAAUAAACCAGCAGAUAAACCAUAUUAAUUAAUUAAUCAUGAAAUUCCAUAGAUAUAAAUAAAAAAAUAGGAAUUCUAGGUGCCAAAUUAAUUUAAAUAAAAUAAAGGACUAGAUAAUUUAUUUAAUUCUAUGUUAAGUAUUUAACAUAUAUCUCAUAUUUCAAAAAAUGAAAAUUCAAAGAGUAUUUUAAGAUAACAAGAAAAACAUUAAUCAAGUGAUGAUGAUGAGGAAACUUUAAUUGUUGAUUGCAAUAUACAAAUUAAUAAGUAUAGUUUUUAAUUUCAUUAUGUAAUUGGAAAGGGUGGAUUUGGAAAAGUAUGGAAGGUUGAAAUGAAAAAAAGCAAAUAAUAUUAUGCAAUGAAAGAGAUGUCAAAAGCUAAAAUAAUUGCUAAAAGAAGUGUUAAUUCUGUUAUGAAUGAACGUAAUCUUUUAGCUUAAUUCAAACAUCCAUUUUUAAUUAAUAUGAAUUAUUGUUUUUAAGAUAGAGAAAAUUUAUAUCUUGUAAUGGAUUUAUUAACUGGAGGAGAUCUUAGGUAUCAUAUAGGAAAAAUGAGAAGAUUCAAAGAGCAUUAAACUAAAUUUUUUAUUGCUUGUGUAUUUCUUUCAUUAGAAUUUUUACAUAAUAAUAAUAUUAUUCAUAGAGAUUUAAAACCAGAAAAUAUAGUUUUAGAUAAAUAGGGAUAUGCAAGAUUAACUGAUUUAGGAAUAGCAAGAGUAUGGAAAUCAGAAAAUUCUUAAGAUACAAGUGGUACACCAGGAUAUAUGGGUAAUAUUUAAUUAUUAAUUAAUAAGCACCUGAAGUAAUGUGUAGAUAGAAUCAUACAAUAGCAGUUGAUUACUUUGCAUUAGGAAUUAUGGGAUAUGAAUUUAUGUUAGGAAGAAGACCUUAUAAUGGAAGAUCAAGAUAAGAAAUUCGUGAUCAAAUUCUAACUAGAUAAGUAUAAAUUAAAAGAUCUGAAAUUCCUGAUGAUUGGUCAGUGGAGGCAGCAGAUUUUAUAAAUAAAUUAAUAUAGAGAAAGCCUGCAAAUAGAUUAGGAUUUAAGGGACCUGAUGAAGUUAAAAAUCAUCCUUGGCUUCGUAAUUUCCCAUGGUAAAAAUUGUUGAACAAAGAAAUUGAGUCACCUUAUAUUCCAAAGGUAUAAUUUUAUUAUUAAGAAGUAAAUUGAUGAUAAUGUGGAAUAUCUAAAUUAAAUAAGUGAAGAUAAUGAUAGUUAAGAUGAAUUAAUAAAAGAAAAUAAGCUUUUACUAAAAAAGAAUUCAGUUUAAAAUUUAUUUAGUGGAUAUAGUUAUGAAUGUAAUUCAAAAUACACUAAGAGUACAUCUAGUACUCUUUUUUUGGGAUGA